Molecule: messenger RNA, 1339 nt
Organism: Phaeodactylum tricornutum CCAP 1055/1
Lineage: Eukaryota; Bacillariophyta; Bacillariophyceae; Surirellales; Neidiaceae
Exons: 2
Coding region: 54-1253 (399 amino acids)
Source: RefSeq, a predicted model, not a curated record
CACGCUCGAGGUGUUAGAUGGUGCCUGCUCCGAAAUCUUACUCGUGACCACGUAUGCUGGCGGACCGCAACAAUGCCACCAGACGGAAACCUUUAAAUUCUGGAAAGAUCAUGAAGAUACCUUUUCUCUCUUUUGUUGUAUUUCUGCCACUCGCAGCAUCCUUCAGCUCCAGAGCUACCGAGUACAGCACGUCCGUGUACUACGAUCAAUCCAAUGUGCGCGAUGCCAUCGAUCAAGGGUGCUACGAAUCGUCCACUUUUUGGUCACAACUUGACGUUUGCCUCCCUAGAUGGCGCACGGAUAAGGAUCUGGAAGGCUUUCAAGGCUUUUGCUACAAUCUACGAAACGAACGACCGGGUACUGAGGUCAUGCUCGACAACGGCCAGCAGCUUUUGACACAGUAUAUGUUUCCGGGUAUCGGACCGGCCGACGGCGUGGUGCGUACGGCAUACCCCGCUACCGAGUACGCCGAGCUCCAGCGUCUCCAAAAGCGACUGGCUAGAGACGUUAUGAGAUCCGGUCAACGGGAGCUUGAAAUCUUGCUGGAGGCGAAACCGCUAGUUAGCGAUGACGACGACUUCGCUGGGAUCGACGAAAACGACGGCGAUACCUGGCAACGCGCGGCCUGGUACGGAUGGCAGUUUCUAUCCUUGCGUGGGGCGAGCACUUUGAUGCCUGGAACAACCAAGGCUUUAAAAAAGGCCAUGGGCAAGUCGGGCCCGGCCCACCGCUUUGUGGGUCUCGCCCGACAGAAGCAAAAUUGUACGGGGAUCGAACAUUCAGACGGUCGAAACUACAUGCUCUCUACUUUGACCCCACUCCAGUGCGCGGAAGGGCGUGGAAUUGUCGUUGACGGAAUUGAAACUCGUAUUGUUCAAGGAGGGACGCCGGUUAUUCUGUACAACACAUUUCGGCACCACGUCUUCAAUCACGGGACCGAAGAUCGGCAUUGUCUCAUGUCGGAAUGCUGGCAUCCUGCUUUGACGCUGAAGGAACGCGAUGCCCUGGCGACUUUAUUUGCUGCCAAGGAUCGAUUUACGGUGCAAGAAUUGGCCUUGGCACCCUGGGGGUUUGACGACGAAAGCUUGGAGUUCGCUCUUCGCAGCGGAUCCGUCAGCAAUUUAGAUUUUUGGAAAGACUUUGGUUACGAUCGAGAACUUGCAAAGGCUACGGAGUUGUUCAAAGAGGGCAAGCUUCGCAAGGGUUCGAACAAGCGCAAGGGCACCAAGAAACCCAAAGGGUUUGGCCAGUAGAAAACAAUGCACCUUAUACUCUAAUUACCUCGGCUUUAUUCAUGCAUCCGUUGCAAGCGCCUUGUCUCUUGACACCAGGGAUCGAA